Daucus carota subsp. sativus is the source of this 2745-nucleotide messenger RNA. RefSeq lists its product as uncharacterized. The coding region runs from base 229 to 2310 and encodes 693 amino acids. The transcript is spliced from 3 exons. NCBI's taxonomy places the organism in Eukaryota, Viridiplantae, Streptophyta, Magnoliopsida, Apiales, Apiaceae. The record is from RefSeq and is a predicted model, not a curated record.
AGAGGGAGUAUACAUUAGACUGCAUCUCGCCAGCAAAAUCACCUUCUGAACGGCUAUACUGAGAGAGAGAGAGAGGGGAGGGGGGGAGAGAGAGCUGCUGCCGCCGCCGCCAUUGUUUAAUCCUUACAUAACUACAAAGCCUCCUCACCUUGUAGUUGUAGUUAUUAUUCACAUGUGACUAAUGAAUUCAUCAAUGUCUGAAUCUGAAAUGAAGUGAAACAUACAAGGAUGAAAAUCACUCGAAAUCUGGACCCUCCAUCCAUACCAACAACUAAAUCCCCAAACCCAUCUGCUUCACAACACUCAGAUCUUCCCACCAAGACACGACUACCCAGUAGCAUCCGCAAGCCUCCUCACCGGAAACCUCGAAACACCGCCGCCGGAAUCAGAUUCAAGAGACACGGAGCUCCCAGUGGUAAACGGAGCAGACCCGAGAAGCAACUAGUUACUGAGUCAACUCGGAAGAAUGUGAGAAUAGUUAAUAAAGGCAAGGAUGUUUCCGUUUCCAUCUCGGCCAGAAAACUCGCUGCUGGCCUUUGGAGAUUACAGCUCCCGGAAGCUCCUUCUACUGUCGGCGAUAGACUCAGUAAUGAGCAAUUAGGGUUACAGCAGUCUACAUCGGGGCACAUCGAAUAUUCUCAUUUUAGUCAUAGUAAUAGUAAACUGUAUUCUUCUCAUCUCAAGGAUCUGCCUUCAAGUCCUCACUCUGCCCAUGGUCGGAAAAAUGAGACUUCUCGUAAGAAAUUUUCAUUACAUAAUUCCAAUCCUGCAAUGGAGGGUGCGACGAAGUGGGAUCCUGUGUUAUAUAAGGCAUCAGAUGAAGUCCAAAGUAUAUACAGCCAUGCGAAGCCUAUCCGUGAACAGGUAGGUGCUGUGUAUAUGGUCUCUUCACUGGAGCUAGAACUUGAGCAGGCUCGCGGGCGAAUUCAUGAACUUGAGACUGAACGACGAUCAUCAAAGAAAAAAGUGGAACAGUUUCUUAAGAAAUUGAGUGAAGAAAGGGCUGUAUGGCGAAGCAGGGAGCAUGAGAAAAUUCGAGCAAUUAUUGAUGAUGUAAAAGCUGAUCUGAACAGAGAGAGGAAAAUUUGUCAGAGAACUCAAUUAGUUAAUUCCAAGUUGGUCGCUGAGUUAGCCGAUGCCAAGCUAUCAGUAAAACGUUUCAUGCAUGAUUUUGAGAAGGAGCGAAAGGCUAGAGAACUGAUUGAGGAAGUCUGCGAUGAGCUUGCUAAAGAGAUUGGAGAAGACAAGGCUGAAGUGGAAGCACUAAAGAGAGAAUCCUUGAAUCUGCGAGAUGAAGUGGAAGAUGAGAGGAGGAUGUUGCAGAUGGCCGAGGUAUGGCGUGAAGAACGAGUGCAGAUGAAGUUAGUUGAUGCAAAGGUGACACUUGAAGAGAAGUACGCACAGAUGCAGAAGAUAAUAGCUGAUCUGGAGACAUUUCUUAGUUCAAAAAAUUCGAUAACUGAUGUAGAGGAAACGGGAAAAGCAGAGUUCCUUCGACAGGUUGCAGCCUCUGUGAAUAUUAAGGACACAAGUGCAUUCACAUAUGAACCAUCAAAUCCUGCUGAUAUUUUCUCUAUUUUUGAAAAUACCAACUUUGGUGAAGCCAAUGAGAGGGAGACUGGACAUUGUGGGAUGUACAGUCCAGCAAGCCAUGCUUCGAAAGUUCGCGCAGUUAGUCCACAUGCAAAAGAUUUGUAUAACAAUGAAGAAAAUCAGAAAUAUGCAAACGCUCAUCUCAGUCAAAAUAGAGAUUUGGAAGAUGAUGAUAGUGGAUGGGAAACUGUAAGCCAUGUUGAUGAUCAAUGCUCAAGUUAUUCGCCUGAUGGCAGUGAUCCAUCCGUUAACAAGAUGCACUGUGAAAGUACCGUGUCUGGCAGUGGAACUGAUUGGGAAGAUAAUGCAGGUGAGAACACACAUACCGAGAUCAUUGAAGUCUGUUCUGUGCCAACUGGGCAACUGAAGAAGGUAUCAUCCAUAUCCAGGUUGUGGAGGACACUACCGAACAAUGGUGAAAACUACAAGAUCAUAACAGUGGAUGGUCUAAAAGGGAGAGUUUCUCAUGGAAGGCUUUCAAAUGGGACUGUUACAUCCCCAGAUCAAGGUUCAGGUAAAGGAGGGUUCAGCCCAACAGAAUUGACUGGACAGUGGAGUUCACCGGAGUCGACGAACCACCAUGUAAAUCGGGGGACGAAAGGUUGCAUUGAAUGGCCACUUGGUUCCCAGAAAAAGAGUUUGAAAACAAAGCUUCUGGAGGCAAGAAUGGAAACCCAAAAGUUUCAGUUGCGCCAAGUCUUAAAGCAGAAGAUCUAGGUUCAGUUGACCUGUACUAAUAAAACUGGACAAAGUCAAUGUUCUCGUACCUGGUCAUGCAAGUUUUAUAUCUUGCCCGCAUAAGAUUACUCAGAUGCUGAUGGAGGAGUAUAUGAAACGAGAUACAUGUUGAUUUCUUGGAAGUUCUAUUUACCGGGUCUUCCUCAUUAAUCACAAUUAUGGAUACAGUUUCUCAUUACCUAUUGACGCCUUAACUACGGUGAUCUGCAUUUGAGAAGCUGCUCUGUUCUGUCCCAGGUGGAGCUCUAGUUUUGCUUAUUUAGAGAAUUCAUAUUCCUAGAUAGAAGUAGACCUGAAGGUAUGAUGUAUUGUGUACUACCUUAUCAUAGUAGAAGGUUAAAAUUUCUCCUACUGUUGUUGUAACUUUAUGUAUAGGCAUGUCACUAAAAUGGUAAAGAACAAUAGUUUCUUGCC